Messenger RNA from Volvox carteri f. nagariensis, 786 nucleotides. RefSeq lists its product as uncharacterized. The record is from RefSeq and is a predicted model, not a curated record. The transcript has 2 exons. Lineage: Eukaryota; Viridiplantae; Chlorophyta; Chlorophyceae; Chlamydomonadales; Volvocaceae. Bases 1 to 786 code for a protein of 261 amino acids.
AUGCGAUCUGCAAGCAUAUGCCAUUAUACGAUCUGCAAGCAUAUGCCAUAUGCGAUCUGCAAGCAUAUGCGAUCUGCAAGCAUAUGCCAUUAUGCGAUCUGCAAGCAUAUGCCAUAUGCGAUCUGCAAGCACAUACCAUAUGCGAUCUGCGAGCAUAUGCCAUAUGCGACCUGCAAGCAUAUGCGAUCUGCAAGCAUAUGCGAUCUGCAAGCAUAUGCGAUCUGCAAGCAUAUGCGAUCUCAUAUGCCAUAUGCGAUCUGCAAGCAUAUGCGAUCUGCAAGCAUAUGCCAUUAUGCGAUCUGCAAGCAUAUGCCAUAUGCGAUCUGCAAGCACAUACCAUAUGCGAUCUGCGAGCAUAUGCCAUAUGCGACCUGCAAGCAUAUGCGAUCUGCAAGCAUAUGCGAUCUGCAAGCAUAUGCGAUCUGUAAGCAUAUACGAUCUGCAAGCAUAUGCGAUCUGCAAGCAUAUGCGAUCUGCAAGCAUAUGCCAUCUGUGAUCUGCAAGCAUAUGCGAUCUGCAAGCAUAUGCGAUCUGCAAGCAUAUGCCAUCUGCGAUCUGCAAGCAUGUGCGAUCUGCAAGCAUAUGCGAUCUACAAGCAUAUGCCAUUAUGCGAUCUGCAAGCAUAUGCCAUCAUGCCAUCUGCAAGCAUAUGCCAUUAUGCGAUCUGCAAGCAUAUCCCAUUAUGCGAUCUGCAAGCAUAUGCCAUCAUGCGAUCUGCAAGCAUAUGCCAUUAUGCGAUCUGCAAGCAUAUGCCAUUAUGCGAUCUGCAAGCAUAUGCCAUUAUGA